Messenger RNA from Melanotaenia boesemani (Boeseman's rainbowfish), 7356 nucleotides. RefSeq names its product sickle tail protein. NCBI's taxonomy places the organism in Eukaryota, Metazoa, Chordata, Actinopteri, Atheriniformes, Melanotaeniidae. The record is from RefSeq and is a predicted model, not a curated record. The coding region runs from base 230 to 6241 and encodes 2003 amino acids. Gene Ontology annotation, cellular component: cytoplasm. The transcript is spliced from 21 exons.
AGCCAAGAGGGCAGGUGAGAGUGGACCGAGCGGGAUGCUUCACCGCAGUACUGGCACACAGUCAGCGUUGAGUGUAGUCCGCCUGAAGGAUUCCCACGCGCUUAACGGACGGCGACGCGGUCCCUUCGUAGCAGCUCAAGCUCGAGCACUGAAGUUACUGGAUACUUUGAAACAAACCAAGAGAAGAGCGGCAGAGAGGAGGUUUUGACCAGCGGAGGAGAUUUCAGACAUGUCGGGACACCGGGUGCAGUUUGCAGACCCUCCUUCGAGUGACCACAAAGGAAGUCCAAAAUGUCACAAACAAAACAAAAGCAACCUGAAGGUAACCUCACCAGAGGACGUUGAACACGUCAGUCGCAGGCAGGCCUCCCCAAAUGGAACGGCCUCAAGAGGGGACGCCAAAGGCAGCCGCAGCGUCCCUCGAAGGCACACAUUAGGAGGGGCCCGCAGCUCCAAAGAGAUCCUGGCUAUGCAGCCAUCAGAUAUGGACAAGAAAAGGGAGGCUUUCCUAGAGCACCUGAAGCAGAAGUACCCUCACCAUGCCUCAGCGAUCAUGGGCCACCAGGAAAGGCUGAGGGAGCAGAGUAGAAGCCCAAAGCACGGCCCUAGCCCCCAGCCCAGUGUCGGCGACCAGGUCGACCAUCUAUCCCUGGCCUCCAUAGAAUCAUUGGACACCAUGUCUGAGGCUGAUGCACCCACAGCCUUCACCCGGGGCAGCAGGGUUCGGGCCAGCCUGCCUGUUGUGCGAUCAACCAACCAGACAAAGGACCGUUCGCUAGGUGUGCUGUACUUGCAGUACGGAGACGAGACCAAACAGAUCCGUAUGCCUAAUGAGAUCACCAGCAUCGACACAAUCAGAGCUCUGUUUGUUAGUGCCUUCCCACAGCAGCUCACCAUGAAGAUGUUGGAGUCGCCUAGCGUUGCCGUCUACGUCAAAGAUGACAUGAGGAAUAUGUACUAUGAGCUUGCAGAUGUCAGGAACAUCACAGACCACUCCUGCUUGAAGGUGUACCACAAAGACCCAGCACAGGCAUUCAACCAUGGACCCCGACCUCCCAACGGCGAUGCCAGGAUGCACAGUGAGAUGCCUCAUGCCGGCCGCGAUGGUCACCACCCUCUAAGACAUCCACCCAUGGGUCCCCCAGCACACCACCCAAUGCAGGGCGCACUCCCCCCCGCUGCUCACUCCAUGCCCCCAUCUCCCUCCAGAAUUCCAUUUGGUCCCCGGCAGGGCUCUAUACCUGGCACUGCCACUAUCCCGAGGGAUCGGCUGCCUAAUGCUAACGUUCCAGCCCGCUCCAUCUCCCCUUGUCCCAGCGCUAUACUGGAGAGACGAGACGUCAAGCCAGAUGAGAACAUAAGUGGGAAGAGCCACAGUCUAUCCAGGGGGAAUGAGGGGCUGUAUGCAGAUCCAUACCUGCUUCAAGAGGGGCGAAUCAGCAUGGCUACAGCCCAUGGGCCACAUCCAGCUCCUGGGCUUGAUGGUCCAGAACAUGGGAUAGGGGGCUUUCACCGUGCCUCCAUCCGCUCCACAAGCUCCUACGGUGCCCCCAGCCCCACAGACACUAUGGAUCACCCUUCUCUCUACAGGCAGAAGUCCAGAAACAGCCAGCUGCCUACUCUGGGUUCCAAGACUCCUCCCCCGUCUCCUCACCGGAUGACUGAGGUACGGAUGAUUGACAUCCCUAGUGGGCUUCCUCAUGGUGUCCCUCCUCAUGGUGUUCCCGUGGAAAGAAGCUCACCAGUGCGUCAGUCCUUUAGGAAGGAGGAAGUUACAGGGAUUAAACCCAGGAACAGCAUGGGAUCACCUGUGGUUUCAGAUCCUCAGGGUCACCUCCAGGGACCCAUCCCUGCUCCAGCUGACCAUCAGACACGAGAGCGAAUGAAGGCUAUGGAGCAACAGAUUGCCAGCUUGACUGGUCUUGUUCAGCAUGCACUUUUAAAGGGCCCUAACACUAGUGGCGCCAAGGAGCCUCAAAGUGAGAGACCGCCAAAGACUUCAUCUCCAGCCCACAGUGCUCCUAGUUCAGGGGAUUCUCCAGUUUUGGCUCCCAAAAGCCCCACAGUCCCAUCAGACAAGAGUUCAGCUCCUCUCAAAACCAACCUCCUGCAGUUUAGGAAGAAUGUUUCUGACCUCAGGAUGCAACUCCACCAGAUGAGACAGCUGCAGGUCCAGAAUCAGGAGGUGCUACGGGUGCAGCUGAAGCGGGCAGAGCAGGAGAUCAGUAUUAAACUUGCAGAGGCCAUGCGGCGUCUGGAGGACCCCGUCCAGACGCAGAGAGCUCUGGUGGAAGAGGACAGGAAUAAGUACUUGGGUGUGGAGGAGCGUGUCCUCACGCAGCUCAGUGAGCUGGAGCAGUACGUAGGUUCACUGCAGAAAGAUUCAGCGACAACACACAGAGUCGUGACCUUAAAGGAUGUUGAAGAGGGAGCAGUAACUCUGAGGAAAGUGGGAGAAUCUCUGGCAGGGCUCAAAGGUGAGUUCCCAGCACUGCAAACCAGAAUGCGGUCGGUGCUCAGGGUCGAAGUAGAGGCUGUCAAGUUUUUGAAGGAGGAGCCUCAUAAACUGGACAGCAUGCUGAAACGGGUCAAGAGCCUGACUGACACCCUCAGCAGUCUGAGACGAUAUGCAACUGAGUUUUCUCAAAAAGGACUUGAUCUUUCUACUAAUGUCUCAGUGGGUAACACCCCAGCAACAGCAGCCGAAACCCCUGCAGAAGCUCCCCUAGCAUCAGUCCAGCCUGGCUCAACUCCAGUCCCACCAGAGCCCCAGAGCUCCACCAUUAAAUCUGAAGUGAUGCCCUCUUCCCCAAUGGUCAUCCAUCAUGUCCAGAGUUCCCCGGUCCACAUGCAGCAGUCCCAGCAGUCUGCAGCCCUGACAUCUCAGCCCAGUCCUCCUCUCCCUUCUAGCCCCACUCACUCCACUGGGCCUGACCUGAGUAAGACUCAAGGCCGGGAAUCUCCCAAAGGAGCUGCCUCAGACCCACCGAGUCCUGCUCGUUUUAAGAAGACCCAUGGGAACCCAGUGAAUAAUGGCAACGGCAGUGUGCACCAGGAUCUUGUUAUAGAGGAGCUCCAGAACAGUCAGGACAAGAGCAAAAGCAGAGCUAUGUCCAUAGAGGUAGCAGAGAAGGAGUGGGAAGAGAGGAGACAGAAUAUGGGCCAUUAUGAUGGAAAAGAGUUUGAGAAGAUCCUUCAGGAGGCCCAGGCCAACAUGUUGAAGGGAAUCCCAAGUUUGGAGGUAGAAGAGAACCAACCACUGCCUGCUGCUGGUAUUGUAGGGCAAGGAGACCUUCACAGCCCUGCAGAGUCAUCAGAAGAGCCUCAGUCAGGGCCUCAGGAUUCAGAGAAACCAGCCAAGAAGGGACCCGAGAAAUUCCCAAAACCUUUAAUGGAGAAACCUGCCAAGCCAGCACUGGAGAGACCCUCCAAAACUGCCAUCAAGCCAGCAGCUGCCGACAGUUUGACCAAACAGGGGUCUGACAAAGCAAAUAAAUCCCCACCACCGCCUCCUCCGAGAAAAGCUUACCCCGGCUCCAGCUCAGGCAUGACCACAGCACGGUCUGGUGAGGUGGUAUACACUACCAGAAAGGAGAGUGUGUUGGCUCAGGAGGUGGAAGAAGAUGCUCCACCUCCCUCUCCACAACCCAAACCCACCAAGGUUCCACCAGAAACUAAGCCGAAGCCUGCCACACCUCCCCCUGUAACGGCCUCUGUCGCCAGAGAGGAGGAAGAUGAAGGGGAUAAAAUCAUGGCAGAGCUUCAGGUUUUCCAGAAGUGCACAGUUAAGGAUCUAGGGGUAAAAAAUUUGGUAGAACCCACCACUCGAAUUGAACCCCAAAUCAAAGAACUAAGACCAGAGGCUUUGUUACCCCUCAAAGAAAAAAAGCAGAGCUCAGAGCCCAGUCGAGAGGAUAAAGAUCCAGACACAGAUGAAAAUGGGAACUCUACCAUGCGACAGAGCCCAGGGGUUAUAUAUUACGUGACCGGCCAGAUUCCCAAAGAUCAGUCACCCCCAUCAGGAUUGGAAGAUACCCCCGAACACAGAGAGCCCACACAGCCUCCAACACAGGUGUCAAAUGUCAAUGUUAAUGACAAUUCUCCAAGCCAGCAACAGCAGCUGCCGCCUCUGUCCCCACCACCCAAAUCACCUGUUACGCCUCCGCCAAUAUCACCUAAACCUGUUGGACUUAAUGGGUUCAAACUGCCAAAGAAGCAAAUGAAGCAGGGAAAAAUCAUCAACAAGACAAACACUGAAAAGAAAAGUAAAAUUAUUCAGGAGCCCGUUUCUUCAAGUAAGAAUAAAAAGCCUGAGCGUGUGGAGACCACAGCAACCAAUGCUGUAGAAGAGGCACCUAAACAUAUUAUUCCUCCACCUAAAAAGACUUCCGUUGAGGACAAUGGUCCACUUAAAGUGCACUUUGAUGAAGGUGAUGAAGAGGCUAGCCUUAGUCCAGACUUACCUGGAGAAGAGGCGCCUCCACCCCCCGACAACAUUGCAUUCAUGAUCACGAGCACCAAGGUUCAGGCGCUGUCUUGUGGCGAGUACCAAGAACUGGUCAGUGCCAAGAAAGGGAGUGUCCAGACGGUUACUGUAGGCAGCGCGGCAAACAGAGCAAACACAGUCGAUCCUUCAGUGCCUCAGGAUAAUGGUUGUAAUAAGAAGCCGGUCAUCAUCAUCUUUGACGAGCCAAUGGAUAUCCGCUCUGCCUACAAACGCCUGUCCACCAUCUUUGAAUGUGAGGAGGAACUGGAGAGGAUGCUCGCUGAAGAGCGCAUUGAAGAGGAGAGUGAAGAAUCAGACACGGAGAGGAGUGGUGGGCUGCAGGUAAAAUCUGGAGUUGCCGAGGUGGCUGAUGGCAAAAAAAUGGUCUCCUCAAAGGGAACUGGAGACCACACCAGCUCAGCAUCAUCAUCUUCAUCUUCAAUACCUGAACUAACAGACAGUGGAGUAAAUUUAGAGUCAAAUGGAGAGGCCAAACAAGAUGGCAAGAAGAAGUUCAAGUUUAAGUUCCCAAAAAAACAGCUAGCAGCACUGACACAGGCAAUUCGCACUGGCACCAAAACGGGAAAGAAGACUCUACAGGUGGUUGUGUAUGAAGAUGAGGAAGAAUCUGAUGGUACAGUCAGGCAGCACAAAGAGGCGAAGAGAUUUGAGAUUGCACGUUCAAAAUCCUUCAAUGAGGCACAGAAGGGAUCAGGACCUGCCACGCUGAAAAAGCAAAACUCCGACACCCUCUGCAGGACAGAUGAAAUUCGGAAGAACACCUACAAGACUCUGGACAGCCUGGAGCAGACCAUCAAACAGCUGGAGACUACUAUUAGUGAGAUGGGACCACACUCCCAUGAGGAGCUGUCCAGCACAGAAGAUGCUAAGACGAGGAAUGGCAAAACCUCAGACCGAGUUGGGCUGAAGAGGUCUUCCUCUCUACCUACUUCCAGAGGGCCUGGCCCUAAGUUACCCAGCAAAAAUUCACUGAAGAACACUAAACCUCAACUCCUUCCUCGUCCUGUAGUCAUCCCUUCCUCCAACACCACCACCACCACCGUCCCCAGUGUUCCCAGCACCAUACAACAGAACACCAGUGUCACUUCCCCUACUAGUCGGAUGCCCGUCCCUUUGUCUGCGAAGUCCAGGCAGUCGCCGGGUACAACUGACAAAGCAGGAAAGCAACAAAAACUGCAGGACGCUCAGAGGCAGUUCCGACAGGCUAACGGAAGUGCUAAAAGAGUGGGAGGGGAUCAUAAAACUACUUCCCCCACUAUACCCAUCUCUAAAAUCCCUGCUUUUUAUCCUAGCUCUACUAAAGGCAGCUCCCAGUCUGCACAAAACUCAGAUGUUACUAAUCCCAUUAACCCGUCUUCUUCCUCUUCCUCUGUUGCAAAGUCCUCCGUCCUGUCCUUACACACCCCUCGUUCUGGUUCCCUUCCCUCCUCCCAUAUCCCCUCACUGUCUAACGGUUCCCUCAAACUCUCCUCAUCCUCACAGCACACAGGUAAAGCUCUCUCGUUCUCCUCGCAGACUCAGAACGGUCGAGUGCACUCCUCCUCCUCUUCAUUCUCCUCCUCCUCCUCCUCCUCCUCCUCCUCCCCCUCCCCUCUUUCGCCCACACCUUUGGGCCCAGGUGGAAAGAGCAUCCGCACCAUACACACCCCCAGCUUCACCAGCUACAGAUCCCACAACGGCAGCAGCGGCAAAUCCUGCAUCCCAGCAGCCACAGCAGCUAAGGACACCACUUAGCCCCAUUAUCACCACUCUGGCUUUACAGCACUGCAGGUAGAUCUGAUCAAGUUUCAUCUUACAUAGUUUCUCUCUUUGUUUUUGAUUACUUUUCAUUUGUGAAAUUUAUUUAGAAGAGUAUUAAAUGAUGCACUCCCUCAAUUCACCUUCUAUUUUACACUGGCGUUCGUACUCUGCUACUCUUCUCUCAUUUUUCGGCUCAUUUUCAGAUUUUUGCUUGGAUUUUGAUUCUCUCUUGGAGGUGUACCAGAUGUUCUGACAAAUAUUUUGUAAUGUAACUAAAAACUGUCGAGUUUUACCACUUUGUAAUUCAAGUGGAAAGACUGUCAUUGUGUUGAAAGUAUAUUUUCUUGCUGUAGCUAUGAAUAGGGAAUAUAGUUUAUGUAAAUCACAAAGACCAUGUAAAAAUGUUUUUAUUUUUGAAAGAAGAGAUUGAAAUUUCUCAUAUUGCCAGACAUUCAUUGCAGCCCUUGUAAAUGCCUUUAACAAAAUGUAUGCAAGAUGUAUACACACAUUUUGAAGUUAAACAUGUCAGUAACUUUACUUUUUUAAAAGUAUUUCCUUAUUUUUCACUCUGAUAGACUGCCAGUUUUUUUUUUUUUUCACAGACUUCACAGAAUUGUCACAGACAGGUUUUUAUUUUCUUCUGCCUAUUUGCCAAAGUUGUAAUAAGAACUCGCUUCAGGCCUAACUCAGUCAUGAGCUUUAGGGGACUUCUCAUGCACUCUCUUGGUUUGAUAGCUGAAGUGUUAACUUCUGUUUGUACUGCUGGUCUUGGUUUGUUAAGUUAACAUGUAUUGUUGCUGUUUAUGUAAUCUAUACUAAAAUUAAAGUGAACGAUCUGUUCAGCUACAUGUACAUACAGUAAAUGCUUCUACUAAGAAAAUAAGUAGUUUUGUUAACAUACCAAAGUUUGUUUGUAUGCAUGCCUUUUAAAUACUUUAGGAGAGUGGUGUUAAAGAUGAAUUAUGUUUGCACAGAUAGAUUUUGUAAAUAUUGGGUUUUCUCUUUUUUUCUUCUUUUUUUUGUAAAGCUUUAAAUCAUGAUAUAAAUGAGCAAUGUGGUAAAGACAAAAGUGUGUUGGAGUAGGAAAAAUAAAGACUUGCAUGCUUGUA